This is a messenger RNA of Blepharisma stoltei, 843 nucleotides long. NCBI's taxonomy places the organism in Eukaryota, Ciliophora, Heterotrichea, Heterotrichida, Blepharismidae. The record is from the annotation of a GenBank genome assembly.
AUGAUGGCUAUAAAAAAUAUGUUUUGGGGUACUGUAUUAACCGAGACCAAACCUCUAUUAAGAGGUAAUAUCUUUGCUCUUCUCGAUAAUGAAGAUACAGAAGAGGCUCCUAAAGCAAAGCCUGAGGCAAAAAAGGGAGCUUCUAACUCUGAAAAGCAGACUGGCCAAGCUUCAAAGUCAGAAACCCAAUCAAAGCAGGCUAAGGAUACCAAGAAAGUCUCAUCCCAGCCAAAACCACAACAGCCGAUAGCUCCAAUUCCAGCUUCCAAAGAGUCCAAAACCAUAGAAAAGGGCAGGCGAGAAGCACCUAGUGACGACAGAAAACAAAAACAAGCCUACCGAGGCAAAGAUGCCAAAAAGGGAGGCGCAGGUGGACAUAAUUGGGGAAAGCCUACAGAUUUACCACAAGAAGAGCCUAAAGAAGAAGUUGAAGCCAAGCCAGAAGAUGAAGGCAAAAAGGAAGAAGCCACAGUAGAAGAAGCUGUUGAAGAGAAGCCAAAAGAAAACUUCAUCACUUUAGAUGAGUAUUUUGGCACUGCAAAGCCAGAGGACGAAGAAAAAACUGAGGAAGCCCCAAAGGACGAGUAUUUGCGCUUUAGAAUUAACAAAGGAAUCCGGCGCAAGCAAGGCGGGUAUAAUAAAAAAGGCGAAGGAGAGCAAGAACAAGGAAAAGGAGAAAGAGGAGAGAGAAAAGAGAGACAAGAAAGAGGAGAGAGAAAAGAAAGAGGAGAAAGGGGAGAAAGAGCUGAAAGAGGAGAAAAAAGGGAAUAUAAAGGACAAAGAAAGAAUGCCCCACAGCCUCCUAAUUUCUCAGACGCAAAUGCUUUUCCUGCUUUGGCUUAA